This is a messenger RNA of Oncorhynchus tshawytscha (Chinook salmon), 2330 nucleotides long. It is a transcript of the gene shisa9a, whose product is annotated as shisa family member 9a. The transcript has 5 exons. Gene Ontology annotation, biological process: regulation of short-term neuronal synaptic plasticity; regulation of AMPA receptor activity. Gene Ontology annotation, cellular component: AMPA glutamate receptor complex; postsynaptic membrane; postsynaptic density. NCBI's taxonomy places the organism in Eukaryota, Metazoa, Chordata, Actinopteri, Salmoniformes, Salmonidae. The coding region runs from base 573 to 2330 and encodes 585 amino acids. The record is from RefSeq and is a predicted model, not a curated record.
GAUCCACAAAUCGUAAUGCGCGUUUUGGGCUGUCACAGACUCACAGAUGUGUUUAACAAUACAGUAAUCUCUCUUUCUUCUUCGGAAUUCCUACUUACCUUCUCUCCUCCUAUCAUUUUGCGCACCAUGCUCUCCCACCUCAGCUCUUAUUCGCUCACUCCAGCUCAAAACAUUUGUGCAGUUAGUUCUAGCUCCAUCGACUCCUGUGUGUGAGAGCGUACUGAUGGAUGUGAGAAGUGAAGUAGCCUAGAUUUGAUAACAUCAUGGAAUUAUUUUUCUAAGAACACCUGUAGAAAGAUUGUGCACUGGGGAACUAUUCUGAGAAGGACAAUAUCCAUAUAAAUGCAACGUUUUAUUUGGGAAAAAAUAACAACAAAUGGUUAUCUUUACCUUCAUGGAUGUCGAGGACAUUAGUGAAAACGCUCACCAACACUGAUGGCAGUGUUCUGCAAUUUGCAUCUAUGUUUUUGGACUUUUCAUAAUACCAAGACCGUAAGCUCUUCUUCUUCUUCUUCGGGUGUCUUCUGAAAUGCGCUAGAGGAGCUGAAAGGAAGGGGGAGAAGGACAACACAAUGAGGGGGAAAUACUUUCUGCUCGGUUACUUGUUGGUCAAAGUUAUAGCGCUGGUCUGCAAGGCGGACGGAGAACCAGGACAACUGGAUGGCUUUGUCAUGAUGACGACCACCAACGGAUCUAGGGAGGACGAGGGCGCAGGCUUCUCAGAGCCCCCACACACGGAGGACCGGUGCCGGGGGUACUAUGAUGUGAUGGGCCAGUGGGACCCGCCGUUCGUUUGCAAAACGGGCGAUUAUCUGUAUUGCUGCGGCACCUGUGGCUUUCGGUUCUGCUGCUCCUACAAAACCUCGCGGCUGGAUCAGAGCACCUGUAAAAACUACGACACUCCGGUGUGGAUGAUGACAGGUCAAACCCCGUUUAAGAAAAAUGACCUCCGGCACGACCCCACCAAAGAUAAAACGAAUUUAAUCGUGUAUAUAAUCUGUGGAGUAGUCGCUAUCAUGGCACUUGUUGGGAUAUUCACCAAACUCGGCCUGGAAAAGGCGCACCGACCACAGAGAGAGAAUAUGGCUAGGGCUGUCCAAAGCGUGUUACAGGUCGGCUGUCCAGGUGAACAGUUCCAGGGAGAGGACACCCUUGGCAUGCAGGCACAGCACUAUGACACAAGGGCCAACAACCUCCAGGGAGGUCAGAUUAACAACACCGUGGGCCAGCCACACCCCUACCCUGCUCUGAGCCAGCUGGCUCAUGUCUAUGAACAGCAACAACCUGGGAAGGAACUCAACAAGUAUGCCUCGCUCAAGCUCGUCGCGGCCAAGGCCAACGGCGACUUCUACAACAAGCGGCGUCUGAUGGUGGAACUGCCAUCUGAAGGCGGCCUCCCCCUCCAACACAUGAACGCCAUGCGACCUAUGAACGCCAUGACCAACAACCCUAUUUCCCACAACCCAAUUAAUAACCCCACCAUGACCCACAAUCCAAUGAACAACCCCAUGGCCCACAUCAACCCCACGGCCCACAUCAAGCCCAUGUCUCACAACAACCCCAUGUCUCACAACAACCCCAUGGCCCACAACAACCCCAUGGCCCACAACAACCCCAUGGCCCACAACAACCCCAUGGCCCACAACAACCCCAUGGCCCACAACAACCCCAUGGCUCACACCAACCCCAUGGCCCACAACAACCCCAUGGCCCACAACAACCCCAUGGCCCACCAACCCCAUGCCCACAAUCCCAUGAAUACCAUCAGCCCCCUGGGCUCCCUGGGCCCAGAGCCCGUGGCCACCUACAUCACAGAGAUGCCCAGCAGCUUGCCCACUCUAUCCAGCUCCCACCAGGGCUCCACCAUGCCAGCCGCGCCCAAGCAGAACGCACAGAAGCCCCAAAGACUCAGCAGCAGUGGCUGUGGCGGCGACAGAGUCAGUAAUAAAGGUUCAGGAGCCAUGACUAUGUCCAGCAUGACUAGAACAGGGACUUUCCCGGGGCCUCACCGCCACACCGGGACGGUUCCCGGGCCUCACCACCAACAACAACACCACCACCAACAUCAAGAGCAACAACACCACCCACUGGCCUACAGCUCCAACACCAUCGCAGCCCCCAGGGGGGUGGGGGGAGGGGUGGGUCUGAAGGGCUGGGACGGGACUGAGACGGUAGGCAGGAGGAAGGGUUACGGCUCCAAGAGGCCCCAGUGUACGGUGGAGCAGAUCAACAAGCUGCACAGUCAGUCCCGCUCCCAGAGCCACAGUCAGCACUUCCUGCCCACUCAGCCUUACUUUGUGACCAACAGUAAGACGGAGGUAACUGUGUGA